CACAAAUUUCGCCUAUGUCCAUUUUAUUGUACUGUGAUUGUGAUUGUUAGUUGUAUCUUAUAAUUAUUUCAAAUAACAACUAAUAGAUUGAACAUUUUCGUUUUCAACAUAUUGAUGAAACUGAUAUACUGAAAUUAUAACAUUCUUUAAACUUGUGAAAAAUGUCUGACACAAGUGACUUGGACCGUCAAAUUGAACAACUGAAAAGAUGUGAGAUUAUUAUGGAGGGAGAGGUUAAAGCACUUUGUGCGAAGGCCCGCGAGAUACUCGUUGAAGAAAGUAAUGUUCAACGUGUCGAUGCUCCAGUUACGGUUUGUGGAGAUAUUCAUGGCCAAUUCUAUGAUCUCAAAGAAUUAUUUAAAGUUGGAGGUGAUGUUCCUGCUACUAAUUAUUUGUUUAUGGGAGAUUUUGUGGACAGAGGAUUCUACUCUGUUGAAACAUUUUUAUUACUUUUAGCUUUAAAGGUUCGUUAUCCAGACCGCAUUACUUUAAUUAGGGGAAAUCAUGAAUCAAGACAAAUCACACAAGUGUAUGGCUUUUAUGAUGAAUGUUUAAGGAAAUAUGGAUCUAUAACAGUUUGGAGGUACUGCACAGAAAUAUUUGACUACCUGUCACUGUCAGCUAUAAUAGAUGGAAGGAUAUUCUGUGUACAUGGUGGACUCAGCCCAUCUAUACAAACCCUGGACCAAAUUCGUACUAUAGACCGCAAGCAGGAGGUACCGCAUGAUGGACCAAUGUGUGACCUAUUGUGGAGUGACCCUGAAGACACCCAAGGUUGGGGCGUUUCUCCGAGAGGUGCCGGCUACUUGUUUGGAUCUGAUGUUGUGGCACAGUUUAAUGUUUCUAAUGACAUAGAUAUGAUAUGCCGUGCCCACCAACUAGUGAUGGAAGGUUACAAAUGGCACUUCAAUGAAACUGUUCUUACUGUAUGGUCUGCUCCGAAUUAUUGUUAUAGAUGCGGCAACGUAGCUGCAAUAUUAGAACUAAAUGAGAAUCUACAACGUGAUUUCACAAUAUUCGAAGCCGCACCUCAAGAAUCGCGUGGCGUUCCAUCAAAGAAACCACAAGCAGACUACUUUUUAUAAUGGUUUACGUUAUGGUUUUGAACAAGGUAUGCCCGUAUGCUUCUUAUUGCAUUACUACAUUUGAGUAUUUGCGAUUACAAUUGCGUAAUUAAAUCAUAAGCGUUUCUUAUCAGUUUAAAAGUUUUUAAAGAAAACAAUUUUUGUAAAAUAGCCUUUCAAAGUCAUUUCUUUAUUAAAUUUGUAGGCAUAACGAUGUCUAUGGUUUAUGCGAGUACAUAACAUGACCAAAAUAAAACCCUUAAGCACAUUAACUUUCGCAAAAUAAUAAUGAAAUAUUUAAGUCAUAUUGUACUACAAUGAUUCAAUUGUUAAAAGAAUCUUUUACUAUCCCGUACAUGAUUGUCACUGCCUCUAAAAACAUUUGUUUAAUAAAAAAAAUUAUAAAUAUAAUUCAAAAUAUAACCAAUAUUUACCUCAUAUAUGCCCAUCUCUUCAUUAAUAUGCUACUAAAAAGGCUGAAAUGACGUUAGGCACUUUAUUAUGAUAACUUUGACAUUAAAAAAAAAUUGUCUAUUAAAAUAAUUUUACUUAUUAAGUUGCAAGCAUUGUAAUGACAUGAUAAAUCAUAUCUUAGAACACAUUUUGACUUGAUAGUACAUAGUGGUUAAUGCUUGCUUUAAAAAAAAACAUUCAAUAUUGUAUUCAUAUUUGGUACAAAUACCACACAAUAAUAUAGUUUUGUUAUAAACUAUGACGAGCAUACCUUAUUUAAUAGCUGUUGCGAGUUUUUGAAGUGUUGUUUCGUGAUUUUAAGACUGCCAAGUGUAAUUUGAAUUAUCUUUAAGCUGAUUAAUUUUGACAGCUUUCCACAAAUAUGUAUAAUUUUCUACGUCAAAUGUGGUGUGUCAUUGUAAUUUAUGUAUUUUUAGUAUUAGUUACGAAUUUGAAGAGAGUUUUCAACUUAGGAUAAACUUAUUUUUUCUUAAUGUCCAAUUCACUAUCUCUUUAAACCAAGAACAUGCUAUAAGCCACAAAACCAAAUAUUUUUUCAAUCUAAUUCUAAAAUAACAGUCACAUACAGAUCCGGGAUUUUUCGAAAUUCACGACAAUAUUUAAAAUUUUUGAAGAAAUAAUAAAUUAUACAUAUAGUUUUAUAGUAAAUUAUUACUAUAAAGAAGAAAAGUUGUUCACAUUACAUUAUGUUUUUAUCCAAAUCAAACAGUGAUUUAGUCAAAAUGUUUUUUUAAUCUCUCCAUACUAAUUGAAAAUAGGAAAUUUUGAAUAAUGCAAUGAAUAUUUUGUGAACAGUGCUCAUACAAGACAAGUAGUAACCUCCAAAUAUAGUUACUACAUUACAAUUUUUUAAUAUAAUUUAUAUUUCUAAACACCAGCACGAUUUAUUUUGAAAUAUGCCAUGUUUUCCAUACCUAUUCCAUGUAUCAAAUUUCAUGCAAUAUGAGGAGCUGAUACAAAAUACUUUUGUCGCUAUUCUGGAAUAGUUUGGUGCAAAAAAAAACGCGCAUAUGUUUGCAAAAAUCGAUCAUAAUUAUUGACCAAUGACUAUUGAUUUAUUUUAAAUUUUCACACACCAAGGAAAAAUUUCUAACGGUUUCAUCAUUACACUUAUUCGAUUUGAACUAACAGAUUGUGUCUGGGUAUUUAUUGAAUAAGGUGUUCUCAAAUAUAAUACACUUUUAAGUAUGAUUGACAAAAAGUGGUAGGUAAUGCUAUUUAAAUUUAGAUUGUAUUUUUGAAUGACUUCUCUUCAUAAAAAUGAUGCAUCUUGAGUGCUGUUUGAUUAACUGACUGUUUAAAGAAGAACGGACAUUAAAUACAUUAACUUGCUGACUGAAGGAAAACAAAAUAUAGAUAGAUAAACUCAAACAGAAGUUGUCUUCUAAUUACCAGCAGCCCACUGUGAUCUACGGGCUUUGAUGUAAUAUUAAUCCACAUUAUUAAUAUAAUAAACUCAAUUAUAGUUAGAUUUCAUGUUGUAUAAGACUUUAGCGUUACGAUAAUAAAAUCACUGCCAGACGCAGGCUCCAUAAAAUAAUGUAAGACUGUAGUAUUCUGUAAAUACUAAAUUAGAAAUUCACAUUUUCUAUUCUUUCUUAUUCAAGCUUACAAAUAAUAAAUCUAUAAAAAUGUAAUAUUAAAAAGAGAUUUUACAAUUUUGAUGAGUACCUACUCAUUUUAAGGUCCAAUUAAACUGUAAAUGCAUAUUUACAUUUUUAUAGUAUUGUUAUUUGUCAAUUUAAUGUAUCUUAUAUUUUCUUUUUCUAAAUUCUGUUGAUUUUAAGAUGUGUAAUCGAUGCUGAUUAUAAUAUUGCAGAGAUAUAUAGGUUAGUACUGAAAUGGCAAGUACUAAGCCAAUAUAUUUUUCAUACAGUUACCACCUUGCACAGACAUUGGUAUUAAAAACUGUCAAAAAGGUUUACUAUGUCACCAUUUUGAUUCCAAAUAAUUUGCCUUUCCAUUAAAAGGUUUAACUUCUGUUUAUUUUUAAUUAUAAG
Molecule: messenger RNA, 3538 nt
Organism: Pieris rapae (cabbage white)
Lineage: Eukaryota; Metazoa; Arthropoda; Insecta; Lepidoptera; Pieridae
Gene: Pp4-19C
Product: serine/threonine-protein phosphatase 4 catalytic subunit
Exons: 7
Coding region: 162-1085 (307 amino acids)
Biological process (GO): double-strand break repair via homologous recombination; peptidyl-serine dephosphorylation
Cellular component (GO): cytoplasm; nucleus
Molecular function (GO): protein serine/threonine phosphatase activity
Source: RefSeq, a predicted model, not a curated record